AUGGAAUCAUUUGGCCUCCCGUGUGAGCAUAUUAUUGCACUAUUGAUUUUUUUAGAUGUCACAGAAUUGCCAAAGACUCUAGUGGCUAAUCGAUGGACAAAGAAUGUGAAGAAAGAAAUAUGUAGCACAAAUAAGCAUCUUCCAAAAUACUGGGAUUCAUACAAGGCGUCAAGAUAUUGUGCUCUUAUGUUUCGAUAUAUGCGUUUGAGCAAAUUAGUAAGUGAGAAUCGUGAUGAUUUCAAUAACCAUAUGAAACAAGCUGCUGAUGAUAUCCGAAAGAUGGAAGAAAAAAAGGGCUCACAUGAUGGUGGAGCUACAAAUUCAAGUGAAACUGUCCAUGAGACAUUGAAGGAUUCUGCUCUAGCUAGAAUUAAAGGAUGUGUUGGGGAAUCUUCAACACGUCAAAAAAAAAGGAAGCGGACUCAAUGUUCUACUUGCAGAAAAUUCGGGCAUAAUAAGCAAACAUGUUCAAUACGUCGACAUCAUGCUAACACGACACAUUCAGCACAACAGCAAGAAUAA
Messenger RNA from Lathyrus sativus (Indian pea), 522 nucleotides. NCBI's taxonomy places the organism in Eukaryota, Viridiplantae, Streptophyta, Magnoliopsida, Fabales, Fabaceae. The record is from the annotation of a GenBank genome assembly.